CUAAACAAACACCAGGCUCUGCUGGUUUUGGUUGCUGGCGCUGGCAGCCAACAAGCACGGUGGCAGGUCGCAGGCAAGCUAGCAGGAGCGGUGGCGAACGAGCCAGCGGGUGCGACGGCGACCGUGCGGCGUGGAGGCCGUGCGGUGGAGCGACUGGAUUUGGGUGGGUGUGCGCCAGAGCGGCGACGACGCGGGGAUGAGCCAGGAGACGGCGAGCGGGCGCAGGGCGACGCCGGCAGGGGCGGACGCCGUCCUUCCAGAUCUGGUCGGUCGGUCGAUUGCUAUUGCUCCGAUGCCACGCGCGAUGGCCUUCAAAGUUGCUUCCUUUCUCCUACUCUUGCUAUUCGUCACCUGCGGAGCUGCUCAACACAAUGAUUUUGUUGUCCUUGAUCUAGAAACAACUGAGGCUGGGGAUGCUAGCCCACUGUACAAUGAGCGGAUUCCUAUGAUCAAGAUACCUGUAAAUCUUCUGAGGCAAAGCCCACUAUGUUCGGCUUGUGAAAACAUGACAAGUGAAGCUAUCAACUUUCUUAGUGAGAAACAAAUACAAGAUAAGAUAAUGGCAAUCCUUCAUGACACUUGCUCUCAGACUUUCUCCUUUGAGCAGAAGUCUCUUGAGAUUCUGGACUCCUAUGCAACUAUUCUCUUUACAAAAAUUGCUGAGAUCAAGCCAGAUGAGUUCUGCAAACAGUAUGGUCUCUGCAGGAACAUGGCUCUUUUAUCCGCUGUGAAAAGUGAAAGCACGUGUGUAUUCUGCCAUCACAUCGUCGAUGAAAUUGUGUCUAAACUGAAAGACCCUGACGCAGAGUUUGAGAUAAUUCAACUACUACUCAAGGAAUGCAACAAGAUUGAAGGUCAUCAGCAGCAGUGCAAGAGGAUGGUUCUGCAGUACGUCCCACUGGUUCUAGUGAACGGUGAGAAGUUCCUGGAGACGAACGAUGUGUGCGCAAUGAUCCAAGCCUGCGAUGCAGGCAAAAGGAGGGCAUUCAACUUGUUCUCUGCACGGAAGUUGGUGCGUGACGCAUGAAGUGUUAGCAGGAAGGUUACACGAAUGAAGUUGGUAGGCUUGGAAAAGACAAUGAAGUGUUUGCAGCUUGUACAUAUAUAUGAAUUAAUAGGCGCCACCACUCUGUGAAGAGGAUAACCCAACGAUAAUUCAUAACUGUGUGCCUUGUACUGCUAUCUGGAAGUUAAUUGCUACUGAAGUACUGAUUGAUCAA
Messenger RNA from Oryza brachyantha (malo sina), 1220 nucleotides. RefSeq lists its product as uncharacterized. Gene Ontology annotation, biological process: lipid metabolic process. The record is from RefSeq and is a predicted model, not a curated record. The transcript is spliced from 6 exons. The coding region runs from base 197 to 1027 and encodes 276 amino acids. Lineage: Eukaryota; Viridiplantae; Streptophyta; Magnoliopsida; Poales; Poaceae.